Magallana angulata is the source of this 1811-nucleotide messenger RNA. RefSeq names its product probable E3 ubiquitin-protein ligase MID2. Gene Ontology annotation, molecular function: zinc ion binding. NCBI's taxonomy places the organism in Eukaryota, Metazoa, Mollusca, Bivalvia, Ostreida, Ostreidae. The transcript is spliced from 2 exons. The coding region runs from base 8 to 1270 and encodes 420 amino acids. The record is from RefSeq and is a predicted model, not a curated record.
UCUGAUAAUGGCGACCGUUGAAGGUGAGACCCCUGAGUUGAGCUGUCCAAUUUGUUUAGAAAAGUUCAACAAUCCUAAAAAGUUGCCUUGUUUACAUACAUUUUGCGAACUUUGCAUUCAAAGCUAUGUACAAGUACAAAAGUCAGCAACCGAAGAAGAGAACACCGCAUUCUUUCGGUGUCCUCUGUGCCGAUUUGAGACUUACUUUACAAACCUGUCUGGUGUAGAAUGGUCACAGAAGCUGCCAAACGAUUAUUUGAUAACGUCUCUUCUUGACCGUAAAUCAAAUGACCCCAACUCUAAUGAAAUAUACUGUGAGCCGUGCAAAUAUGCCAACGAGAAAAACGUAGCAACAUACCUCUGCAGAGAUUGCAAGGAAUGCAUGUGCGAUCAAUGCUACAACUAUUCACACAAACGUAAAAGAAACAAUCACAUGCACCUAGUGACAAGUAUCACCCCCGAUACAGAUUUGAAGCCUCUUGAAUCGUAUGAACCGUGUCCCGUUCAUAUCAACAAAGUCCUGGAAGUUUUUUGUUUUGAUCAUAGAAAGAUUUGUUGUAGCAUCUGCUUUGCAACAGAACACAGAACCUGUGAUAUUGUAAAAUCUUUGGAUGAAGUUGAAAUGAACGAAGAAGAAAUAAUUGAUGUAGAUGAUUUUGUAUACACAAUAUCUUGUGCUAAAGACAGUACUUCAACAGCCCUUAACGAAGCAAAUGUAAAGCUAACACACCUUGAUGAUAAUAAAAAAAUGAUGUUGCAGUCUUUAGUUGACAUCAUUGAAAAGACCAAGUCUCAUUUGGACACCUUGCAUGAAGAACUAAAAGUAUCAAUAGAAAAGACGUUUUCAAACACUGAACAGAGUCAACAGUUUGGUAUUGAAUGCAUGACUGCUUUUAAGAAAAUGUUGAUACACAGUCAAAAAAUAGCUGAAGCAGUUGAGGAGCAUGGCAGCGAAAAACAGAAAUUUGUCACUAUGGAAACGACAAAGAUGGCAAUUGAAAAACACUUUGAAAGGCUUCGUUUGGCAUUCAACGUAUCUGAAACUAGUACACAAUAUGUUUUAGAUUUCGAAGAUAAUCUGAUGAACGUCCAAAACUGGUCAAAACUAGCUUCCCUGAAUUCUCAACAAUCAGAUGACUCUUUAGCAGACAUAAACAAAACUCUAUGCUCGUUGGGUUGUUUCAAAGAUUACACAGUGUUUCAACACUAUUUCGCUUUGGAACACACAGUACAGAAGGUGAUGUUGGUAGGGGAUACAAAUCAUUUAUAGACUUGCAAACACUGAAAUCAAAAGAAAUGGGAUAUAAUUCCGAUGGUUGGUUUAAAAUCAAGGUUAGAUUAUGGUGAGUGAGAAGGUACAUUCACAAUGACACAUUUUAAUAAAUAAAUAAUCAUUUUGUGAAAUAUUUUGUGAAAUAUUCGUUCUGUGAUAUUGAUGUAAUACACAUGCUUAAUUUACCCUUGUAUACGCAUGCGAUUGCCAAUCAAAAUGAGAAACCUACCUUGACUGUAACAUUACUUUGUAUAUUUUACUCAAAUAUCAUUUCGAAAAUACCAGUAUUUUUUUAAUGUUACAAUAAUCACGCCUCUAUUUAGAAUUUUGUAAAUGCACAGAUGUGUAAAUGAUUAAUAAUAUUUGAUAGAGUAAUCAACUAAACAAUCGACCAUGGUUCCAUAUUGUGUUUAUGAUUGCAGCAAUGAACAGCAAAACAGUUUGAUUCUGCUUUUAAAAAUGAUAUACCUGAUGUGGCUACAAUUUUUGUUACUUAGACUCGAGUAAUCACCUUGUACAUAUCUUCUGCUUUGCUUUA